Amblyraja radiata (thorny skate) is the source of this 2705-nucleotide messenger RNA. RefSeq names its product T-cell activation Rho GTPase-activating protein (gene tagap). Gene Ontology annotation, biological process: signal transduction; regulation of Rho protein signal transduction. Gene Ontology annotation, molecular function: GTPase activator activity. The coding region runs from base 175 to 2574 and encodes 799 amino acids. Lineage: Eukaryota; Metazoa; Chordata; Chondrichthyes; Rajiformes; Rajidae. The transcript is spliced from 11 exons. The record is from RefSeq and is a predicted model, not a curated record.
GAUAAAAUUGCUCUGCUCAUUGGAGUUGUAUAUGUGUGGUUGGUAAUGGCGCUCAUUUUACAUGCAUUUCACCUGGAGUAUUGAUACUGUGGCACAGUAACCUUCACAGGUGACCCAACAACAACAACAAAAAAAGAAAACAAAGACCUUAAAUUUGCACUGCUGAUUGGAUUAAUGAAGGUUUUAAGUAACUCUGUUCUGUCUAAAACACUAACCGUAAGCAACAUGGAACCACCUGGUGAGGUGAUAAAGACACUACUAACAGAACCAGCAGAGCUGAGAGAUACUGAGAACCUCCAACUGGUGCUGUCAAACAGCAAGAACUUGGCUUCUUCCCUGAUUGAUCAUCAGUGUACAUUCAGCACCAAGACAAACCAAUUGCGCAAAGAACAGGCAAAGUGUGAUUUGUCAUCAGGCAACAUGGAAAGAAAGCCUUUCAAGCCAUCAGAGAAAUCUUGCUGUCAAGUCCAACACUCUCAAGAUGCCAGAUUGAAGCACUGCAAGAAAAACAAACCAAAGGGAACGUGGCCUUUCCGUAAAAACUCAGCACGCAGUGAAUCCCAUUCUUCCAAGAAUGACGGCCUUUUUGAUCGGCCUCUUAAAGACGUUUGUGAUCACAAAGAUGUUCUCAGCAAGCCAAUCCUGGAUAUCCUGACUGUCCUGCUCCAGAAAGGACCCUCAUCAGUUGGAAUAUUUCGAAAGUCGGCAAAUGUAAAGACCUGCAAGGAACUAAUUGAAAAACUAAACACGGGAAAGGAAGUGUUCUUGGAGGAGGAACCCGUCAACCAGUUGGCUGCUGUCUUCAAGAAUUUCCUACGGAGAAUCCCAAACAGCGUCCUGGCGACCGAACUAUACGAUAGCUGGAUGGUGGCUAUGGAAAAAGUGCCCUCUGAAGAAAGAAUUGCAGAGAUCAAACAGCUACUGGCAAAACUUCCAACCCACAACUGCCUCCUACUUCGCUAUGUGUUUUGUCUGCUCCACUACAUUAAUAAGCACUCGGAGGUGAACAGGAUGGAUGCCUACAAUCUUGCUAUUUGCAUUGGCCCAAAUAUGCUCUGGCCCAACAAACCUCCACUGGAUGCACUGCAGAAAGAAGUAACUGCAAAGGUUGUGUCUCUGACGCAGUUUCUGAUCGAGAACUGUUGCUCGAUAUUUGGUAAUGAGACAACCACACUUCUGGGUGAACCAGCACAAGGGCUAUCUGAAAACACCGACAACCUGGACAUGUCCCCAUCUCACCAAAACGACUCUGCCUACGACAGCACUGACCAGGAUGACUGGAAAGAGGGAGAGAAUGAAAAAUGGCAAAGAGCAAACUCCAGCUCUUGCCGACUGUCGAUGAGCCAGGAAAUGCUGAGGAUGGCGAGAAGGCAGGACUGUCAAACAGACGUAACCGCUAGGGCCACAGCUUCUUGUAGCAAUGAAUCAAUUGAUGGCAGAGCAACCUUUGGACCAAACGUAACAGCCCAUCCAUCCGGACUUGCAACUGGACAGCGAACCAUGAGGGUUAAUAGACGCAGCUCUGAGCCGACAUUAGCUGUUGCCUUCAACCCGAGAAAGAUCAACGGGCAGGGAUUACUUGCAAGAAGCCAUGAUGAUUGUUCAGUACCGUUUGACGUGGAUUUCAAUCAGCAUCAAAUGAACAAACAGGUAUCUGAGGAAAGCUUUACGAGACAUGUCAUUCACACCAGGCCGGGCAACUUUAAUGUCAGUUCACACUCUGAGCUUUCUACUGCCUCCUCUUCAAAGGCUUCUUCAGUUUCUUCUCUGGCUAGCUCAUGUUCAAACAUGUCAGAGAACUCUGUUUUUAUUUGCUCCCCGCUUGUUUCCCCUACUUGUUGUCAGGAGAAUUAUGUCUUUCCAGACCAUUCAACUAAACUUCAAACUAAUGCAAUGCCAGACUCAAAUAGUUAUGUUAAAAGCACUAAAGAAAGAGCCAAGAAACCUCUAACAAAGACUUACAGCUGGGGCCCAUCGAGGACACUUCAUACAAACCAAGAAUCAUUCAAGGAUAACACGCUGAGAGAGAAGGUGCCGACCUGUCAGACGGUCCCUGAGGCCCAAGUUGAAGACAGUGGAACUGCCAGAUUCAGGGCUCGCUUCAUGUCUGUAGAUGAAGUGUUUCAACAGGUUGACAGUAAAAAACGCCGCAGCCCCCCUUCUUAUACUCAAGCUAUUGAAGAAAGUUAUCCAUCUAUUCCUUCAACGAAGCAAAUGACAGUGAGAAACAUGAAAAGUCAGUUGCAGCGGAAAGAACACAUGAGAUUUGGUGGCAAGUUAGUCGCCGGACAGAGAGACAGACCUUGUUCGUUAACAGACGAGCUGCUCUAUCCUUCACAUGAACAUCAGCUUGAUCUUGAUUCCUGUGAUGAACAAACCACAGUUUUUUAUCAGUCUCAAGCUCUGCACAAUUGUUCUGAGCAUAUUGUGCAUCUUACAAGACCUGAAAAAGCACAAUGUUACAGAGGGAGAGCUAUGUCAGAGUCUGCAGGCAGAAGCACGCAUCAAAUGUGGUCCACUCAAGCCUUUGUGGGCUACAAAGACUUUCAGCAUGCUAAAGAGUCUUAUGUGUAACAUUUGCACAAACUAUAAUCCAUGUUGUUAAUAUUCUGUUAAUGCACUAGGACAACAUAAAAGCUGUUAUGUUCCAUGAUGUCUUCCGUUAUGGUUGUAUAUAGUCUAAUGGAAUAAAAUAGAACCAUUAA